AUGGAGAUGAUUGCAGAUUUUUUUUUUGAAAGCGAUGAGGAAUCCUAUCAAAGUUCAUCAGAAUUUUCAAUAUUUGAAGAGAGCAGAGAUUUCAAGCAUACAACCAUCAUAGAUUUUGAAGACACAAUUGCUGGCUACAGUGAUUGUGAUUUCAAAAGGCACUUCCGACUCCAGCGAACAACAGCCCAAGUACUUAUAGACCGCUAUGUACUGUCUGAAAGGUUUAAUACAACAAUCCGGAGAGGACUGCCAAAAACUUCAGCCGAAAAAGAAAUUUACAUCUUUUUAUGGUACAUGGCUAAUACCAAUACAUUUAGGGAAAUAUCGAAUUUGUUUGGUAUGUCAAUAUCUACGGCAUGGAGUGUGAUUAACAGAGUGUCUGAAUGGCUGAUUUCCAUCGGCCAUGAAUAUGUUAGUUGGCCAAAUACAUAUGAGGCAUUACAGAACGCAAGGUUAAUGGAAGAAAAAACAAGGAUUCCCGGAAUCCUUGGAUGCAUCGAUGGCUCUCACAUUAAGAUCCGAGCUCCAGUUGCCGAUAAGGAGAGCUAUUUCAACAGAAAGCGCUACUACAGCAUUUCUCUACAGGGCGUAGUCGAUGCUAAAAAAAAAUUUAUUAACAUCUUCUGUGGGGAACCCGGAAGCCUGCAUGACGGUCGUGUUUUGAGAAAAUCCGAUCUAUUCAGAGAUGCCUUCGAUGAUGUAAAUUCACUUUUUCCAAACAAAAUGUUUUUACUCGGAGACUCUGCGUAUCCCUCACUCGAAUGGUUAGUUCCUCCGUUUAGGGACAAUGGAGCAAUGACAAAUGUACAAAGGAGAUUCAACGAUCUCCAUUCUUCUGGACGUGUCAUUAUUGAACACGCAUUUGGUCUCCUCAAAACACGCUUUAGACGAUUGCUGCAUUUUACGGAGCAAAGAAAAAUCAAUAUUGUGGUUAACUUGGUUGUCUGUGGAUGUAUUCUGCACAACAUGUGUACCGAUUUUAAUGAUGAAAUUGAAUUUGAGCCUGAGAAUGUUCCACCAGCUGAAAUCGAAGACGCGGUUCAGGGCAGGAGCAACAGACGAGAGCAAAUACUACAGGACCUGAUUUCUAGAAACAUAAUACAUUAA
Messenger RNA from Episyrphus balteatus (marmalade hoverfly), 1107 nucleotides. RefSeq lists its product as uncharacterized. The coding region runs from base 1 to 1107 and encodes 368 amino acids. Lineage: Eukaryota; Metazoa; Arthropoda; Insecta; Diptera; Syrphidae. The record is from RefSeq and is a predicted model, not a curated record. The transcript is spliced from 3 exons.